Castor canadensis (American beaver) is the source of this 465-nucleotide messenger RNA. Lineage: Eukaryota; Metazoa; Chordata; Mammalia; Rodentia; Castoridae. The record is from RefSeq and is a predicted model, not a curated record.
AUGUACUUUUUCCUCUCAAACCUGUCCUUCGCUGACAUCUGUUUCAUCUCCUCAACAGUCCCAAAGAUGCUUACAGAUAUCCAAUCUCACAGCAGAGUCAUCUCCUAUGUGGGCUGCCAGACUCAGAUGUCUCCUUUUCUCUUUUUUGUAUGUAUGGAUGAUAUGCUGCUGACUGUGAUGGCCUAUGACAGGUUUGUGGCUAUAUGUCACCCCCUGCAUUACCCAGUUAUUAUGAACUCCCACUUCUGUGUCUUCUUAGUUUUCAUGUCAUUUCUGUUUAGCCUUGUGGCGUCCCAGAUACACAAUUUGAUUGUGUUACAAUUUCCCUUUUUUAAGGAUGUGGAAAUUGGUAAUUUCUUCUGUGACGCUUCUCAACUCCGUAAUCUUACCUGUUCUGAUUCCUUCACAAAUUACAUAGUCAAGUAUUUUGUUGGUGCUAUAUUUGGUUUUCUCCCAAUCUCUUGA